This is a messenger RNA of Bradysia coprophila, 5908 nucleotides long. It is a transcript of the gene htk, whose product is annotated as AT-rich interaction domain hat-trick. The record is from RefSeq and is a predicted model, not a curated record. Gene Ontology annotation, molecular function: transcription cis-regulatory region binding. Gene Ontology annotation, cellular component: nucleus. Gene Ontology annotation, biological process: regulation of transcription by RNA polymerase II. Lineage: Eukaryota; Metazoa; Arthropoda; Insecta; Diptera; Sciaridae.
CCAAUUUCUGUUAAAUUUUUGGUUGUACUUUUAGUUUGCGAAUUUCAUCAAUUAAAAUCUAAAUUACAAUUUCGAUGAAAGCAAUCAAACGAUGACGCAGCUACUGAAUAUUCAAUUAAUUUCCAAUUGAUGAAAUAAAAUUUUUGUGGAAGCAUAUCCCAACAAAUAAAACAAAAUUCCAAAUGAAAUGUCUGCAGCGCCAUCUAUCACUGUUGUUUUGCAUUUUGCUGACAGUAUUGUUGUCAUUUUAUUAACAAAAAAAAAAUUGUAAGAAAAAGUAGAAGUUGGAGUUGACUCUAAAUUUAUCAAAUUUAUUUUGACCGCAUACUAAAUCGACUUAACUAAAUCAAGUAACUCCAAUUACUUUCUGUGAAAAUAAUGCCCAUUUUGCCAAAGUGGCGUUUGUAAGCGAUAAUCAGAGUUUUGAGCGUUAUUUCCUCCAAAAUCUUGGAAAGAUGCAGCAAGUCGACGAUCCGCCCUAUUUGUCAGUCGGAACGGAGGUUAGCGCUAAAUAUAAAGGGGCCUUUUGUGAAGCAAAAGUCAGAAAAGUCGUACGCAACAUCAAAUGUAAGGUCGCCUACAAACAAGGUGGAUCGGGCACAGUUUCUGACGAACAGAUCAAAAGUGAUCUGUUACGAGUCGGUGGAACUGUCGAGGUCGAGGUGCCUCAAGUCAAGCAUCCCGAUCGAAAGGAAUUGGUUGAGGCGACGAUAACGAAAAUUCAGGAUUGUUCGCAGUACACGGUUGUGUUCGAUGAUGGCGAUAUCACAACAUUGAGACGAAGUGCGCUGUGUUUGAAGAGUGGGCGGCACUUCAAUGAGAGUGAAACAUUGGAUCAAUUGCCGCUAACGCAUCCGGAACAUUUCGGAAAUCCUGUAAUCGGCGGUCGACGGGGACGAAGAAAUUUGGACCUAAACAAAAAAAAUGUUGUUAGAUCGAGGCACAUGCCGGAUGACAGUUCCGACGAUGAAGAGGAAACGGUUACAACAAAGCAAAGAAUUAUCGAAAAAGAGGAGCAUAUCGGCAAAGUGGUCUGUGUUGAAAACACCGAAACCAAGAAGAAAUCGUCGAAAGAAAACUGGUUUCCCGCAUUAGUGGUAGCACCCACAGACACUGUACGCAUCCGGGUCAAAGACGAAUAUCUGGUUAGAUCGUUCAAAGACGGCAGGUACUACACCGUUCCGAAAAAAGAGGCGACCGACUUCACGAAAGACAAAGCUUCCAAGCAAGACAGUGAUGCUGUUCAAGCUGCGCUUGAGUACAUGCAUAAAGAUAAUUUACCGCCGCAUUGGGAUCGCGAUGUAUUAUUCGGCCUGGGCAAUUGUUCGAGUGACUUCGAAGGUGACUACGAAUCCGAUACGUCAGAUGACGAACCACGCGAAGAAAAGGAUCAUUUUGUUGCACAGUUGUACAAGUAUAUGGAUGAUCGCGGAACGCCAUUAAAUAAAGGACCGUCGAUUACGAACAAAGAUGUCGAUCUGUAUCGACUGUUUCGAGCAGUUCAAAAGCUCGGUGGCUACAAUCGUGUGACGACUCAAAGCCAAUGGAAGCAAAUAGCGACACGUCUGGGCUAUACACCGACGACAACGAGCAUUCAAAAUUUGGUGAAGCAAGCGUAUAAGAAAUUUCUGCUUCCAUUCGAAGAAUUCGAUCGAAAAUUAGGAUGUACAAUGGUGGCACAUCCCCGUGCCAAUCGCAUCAAGGGCAGAAAUUUGGUGCGAGCACAUUCGGUUGCAUCACCGAAGCCGGAAAAAGACGUUAAGCCAGUCGUUGCAGCUACCACAACUGAAGAAUCGGAAAGCAGUGUGGAGCCCGUUAUUGAGAAAAAACGCAAAUUGUCCACAAGCAGCAGCGGCAAAGUGAAGGCUAUGGUCGAGAAAUACGAAGAGAAGUUCAAAGAAGAACUGAAGGAAAUCAAAACGGAAAUUGUGGAAGUCGUAAAGGAGGAGCCAAAACCGAAGGAAAAGGAAAGCAAAAAAGCUGUGGCCAAGGAACAGAAAGAAUCGGCCAAAGAAACGAAGCAGAAGGAACUGGCAACGGAGGUGAAAAUCGAAAAGAACCCAGAUCCGGUGCCGUCAACGUCUGCGAAAAAGAUUAAAGAAGAAGUUAUUCCGGCUCCGCCAACUACACCCGCUCCCGUUCCAGCAACAAUACCUGCAAAGAAAGAAAAGGGAACAAAACGUCAACAAGCCAAUAACGACGAAAAGAAACCGACAAAGAAGCGUAAGGCUGAUGCUGAGCCAGAAAAGCCGGCGGAAAAGGUCGAAAAGCCAGAGGCUGUAGUGCAAGAUUUUCCAGUUGAAGUCGGCGAUAAACUCAAAGUUUAUUAUCAUGAGCAGAAAGUCACGUAUGAGGCGAAAGUAAUCGAAAUAUCCGUUCAGCAAGGGGUUUGUCUGUACUUAGUGCAUUACACAGGAUGGAAUACACGUUACGAUGAAUGGGUGCCGCGUGAAAGAAUUGCGGAAAACUUAACCAACAGCAAAACGAUAAAACGUUCCAAGACUGGAAACAGCCGCACGAGCAGCACAAAUUCAGACAAGACACCUCACAUGCAAAUUGCACCUAUCAAACAAGGAAUGCGUAAAGGUAGAGGCGGUUCACGAGGAGAUUCACAGCCACCACGAUCCACAACACCAUCGUCCAUUGCAUCGAAUUCCAGUCGCACAAAGUCCCCAGCCAUACCGGCACAACGACGAACGACUCGAGCGCAACCUAAUGCUGUGCGCCGUACAUCGAACAACACUGACAUCUCAUCGGUUCAAACUGACGACAGCGAUUCCGAUUCGGAUGAGCCGGUGAAAAAACCUUCGACACGAAAAAUUCCAUUCCAACGAGCGUCUCAAACUCAGUCAGUAUCGACACCGUCAACAUCCAACACGAAUAAGCCGGUCUCGAACACAAGUUCAGAAGAAGAAUCGGCUGGCACUAGCAACAAAGGCCGCGAUUUCGAUUUGAAUCAAAUUCGUUCGGAAUUGAAGGGUUUCAAGGAGUUGAAAUUGCCUGCUUCUGAAAUCGAAAUCGAGACUGAAUCAACGUCCGAAAAGAAGUUCGAGUGUCCCAGUACAACAUCGAAUACGGAGUCUGGUGAUUCAAUAAUGCAAGACAUGGCAAAAACGGAAACGUCCGAUCUAUCAUCCGAAUCCGAUUCGUACGACGACGAUUCUCAAUUUUCCGAUCGAACUACCACUUUGGAAAAUAUAUCCGAGUCGUUACAGGAGAAAUUCAAGUCGGGUAAAUUGGACACCGACGUUUUCAAAAAAGCUGUACCUGAGCCGAGCGAAUUCGUUGAGAAAAUGGCUGUGCUAAAGGCAUCAGGAAUUGAGAAAAUUAUUAAAAAUAGCUUGGCGGAUCGGUCGAAAGCGUUGCCAGAAAAAAUGACAAUGAAAGCUCUGUGUGAACGAUCGCCCCUGAAGCAGAAAGAAAGGAUCAAAGAAAAGGAUGAAAAAUUACCGGUAGAACCUAAAGCACCGUCGAAACCGUUGAUUGAAACGAAAGUGCUGCCCAGUAUGGACAGGAAUGUUGCUAAUAAAAUUGAAAAACCGGCCACCGUUGAAAAGUCUCCAUUCAAAGCGGCAUUCGAAAGGGACAAAACCGUUCCCUGCAAAAGUAUUUUCGAAAAGGCAACUACAAGUUUGCCUGCCAGUACGGACAAUUUUCUUAUCCGGACGACUACUGCUGAUUUCACGCCUGCAGACAAAAUUUCGCAGCCGACAGCUCCAGCUGUCAGUCAGCCCGUAUCUCAGGUUUCCAGUGCUAGCGAUAUUUAUGAAUUCAAGGAACCGGAGCCGUUCGAAUUUGAAGCUGUCAAAAAACUUUCACCAGAAGUUGAUAAAAAAUUGAAAAAGAAAUCAUUGGCUGAACUUGCAGUCGAUUCAAAAGCAUUCCCAACGUCGACGUCGACUACCACUCCAGUUAAAAAAUCCAAAAAAUCGCCGUCUAAGGAUCUGGAACCAAAGAUGAAACCACAAAAGCAGCAGCAGCAAGAUGAUCAGGUAUCACCAGUAACGUCACCGCCUGCCACUCUCGUUCCUCCGAAAAUUGAUUCGAUUUUUGAUUCAUUGCGAAAAUCGCCGAGUUUCAAUAUCAACUCUUCCAAUACUGGCUUGUCGGAUGAUCUAUAUGUGACCAGUUCGUCCAAAGAACCACCUAAGCUGGAAGUGUUGCCAGUUACUGUUGCUAAAUCCACAUUUAUUCCUACGCUUUUCAAUACUGCAAGCAGCGUAGAAACUGCAAAAAUUUUUGAUGUUAAGCCUGGUGUAUUGGAGAAAGAGGACGAUGACAAUGACAAGCCCGUCGAACUGGAAACUGCGAAGAAAAUUCUACUGGCUGAUGAGGUGUUUGAGUUGGACCCACCUAAGAUCGAUAAGCCAUCUUCAAUUGCCGACAAGGUUUUGAAAGCGUUAAAUCAACAACAGCAGCAACAACAGAGGCAAGACCAACACGACACUACUGAAGAGGUGGUAGAAAACAAACCAGCAGUCUGUGAGAAAGCUGCAGUCGCAACAUCUCCUACCAAUAUCGAUACAACAGUCGAUACAGUUUUGGAACCGCCGAUUUUUGAGCCACCAAAAAUUGAAUUGCCAACUCAUAUUAAAAAGGAACCGGAGAGUCAGCCUAAGAAACCAGUUCUUAGUUCUCCGGAGCAUAAACUCGACAUCCUUGAGUCUAUUGCACCGAAAAACAACGACCUUAGUGAAACAAUUCAGAAAUUAGAGUCCGUCAUCCAGCACAGUGCGGAUAUGGGACAGAUGUCAGAUGAUUCGUCAGACAGUACCGAUUCGGAGCGAAGACUCGUCAUCGAAGAUGAGUCUCAGAGCUCAGAAACUCAAAAUGAAUUUAACAAAGCCGAUUCGCAGCCAAUCAGUGAAUCCAUCAAACCAGCGAUCACUGUUCCAGGUGACCGUAAAGUUUUCGAAAUACAAAAUGUGGAGGACAAUGCUAUUGGAUUGAAAUUCUCCUCAACUACUCAUUUCUCUGCUGCACAACAGAAAGUCAAAGCUACAACGGAACAACCGACAAUGAAGUCAGCGUUCGAUCUGAUGGCUACAUACACAGCUACCGCUAAACCAAUAACCCUCGUACAACCACGCCAGGCGGAAGCUUCCCAGAUAAAGGAAGAAUCCGACGAGGACCACACUAUUGGUUCCACAUCAACCGUCGAGACCACACAUAACGAAACGUUGCAACUGUUGCUGUGCGAAGAAACUAUUCCAGGCAGUCCAGCGCCACCAGCGCGUGACGUAUUUACACAUUCAAUGGAUACCGACACAAAUACGGUACCGAUGGAAAUCGACGAUCCAAAAGUCAUCAAAUCAGAUAAUGUGUCGCUCAAUAGUUCGCGACAUGAUUCGUUGAGUCAUGACGAUAGUAGCGAAGAUGUGAGAAAAACUGAUCAAGAUGACAUAACAAGCAGACGACGUAGACGAACCAGAAAAGCAUCUGAGUCAGACACACCAGCAGCAUCGAUCAAACGUCGUAAGGCUAACAGUCGACGUAAUACAGCUACAGGAUCUGACAGCGAAGACACCGACAAUGUCCAACGAUUCCCCGAUCGGCAACCGAUCAAGCAGAGCCAGUACAACUUCUUAGUGCAAUUGGAUUCAGCUCUGAACAGCCAUCAACGUAUUGCCAUUUUGAACAAACAAAUUGAUGAUCUGCGAAAGACUUACAAUAUGAUUAAGACUGAACUGGCAAGUAUUGAUCGUCGCCGAAAGAAGUUGAGACGCCGGGAACGGGAAAAUAAGAAGCAACAACAAAUGAAAAUGCAAUCGACUAGUUGAACGGCGAGGAAAAUGUGAACGGUGGAAGAUUUUUACAGAUUGUAUUGUAUCGAGCGAUUGUAUCCUGUUGAAUGCUGCUUUUUAACUGUAUAAAAAAACAUUCAUUAAAAACUAGUAUUGGUACACAG